Molecule: messenger RNA, 597 nt
Organism: Rhizoctonia solani
Lineage: Eukaryota; Fungi; Basidiomycota; Agaricomycetes; Cantharellales; Ceratobasidiaceae
Product: AIG1 domain-containing protein
Exons: 2
Coding region: 1-597 (198 amino acids)
Molecular function (GO): GTP binding
Source: RefSeq, a predicted model, not a curated record
AUGUCACUGUCUGAUCCUACGGCCAAAAGUAUAAAGGUUUCGGUUGCUAUCACCCGCAAAAGUCCGGACAAGUCGAGUGAAACUAAGCAAGUUAGCUAUAAUGGUCCGCUCAAACUUCCACACAACAAAAACUCCAUUACGAUUGUGAUGGUUGGAGAAACUGGAUGCGGCAAGACUGCAUUCAUGUCCCUACUCCAGAACCUAUUCCAAGGACGCAGUGCACUUGAACUGGAAGACCUCCACGAUAAAACUACGGACUCAAACCUCAAAAAGAGCUGUAGCCAGACAGAAAAAACCAAGUUGUACGAAUUCAAGACUCCGGGUGGUGGGUUUACUAUUCGGAUGCUUGAUACACCUGGGCUUGGUGAUUCGCGCGGACUGGAGCAAGAUAAGAUUAAUCAGAAAGAUAUUACUAAUGAAAUAUCGAAAUUAGGGACAAUUGAUGCGGUAGUUAUUAUGUCAAAUGCUACUACAGAACGACUUGGACCAGUCACAGCCUAUGCACUCCAAAUUCUGGUGACUAUAUUUCCCCGUUCUGUUCUACACAACAUUGGGUUCAUUUUCACGCACACAAGACCUUUAUCAUUCAACUUGUAG